GGUGUUGUGGGAGGAGGUGAAGAGGAGGAAGUGACAGCUACACUAUCUAGCUGCUGUUCUACACUCGCUGCUUAACCUGCUCUAAUAUCUGCCUCUACCUGCUCCAGUAGUCUCGAAACGCUAUGGCUCCUAAACAGAGAAUGAGGAUUGCUAAUGACAAAGCCGCUAAGAACGUUACACAGAGAGGGAACGUGCCCAAAACCACGAAAGCUGGCGAUGAGAACUAUCCUGUUGGCCCAUGGUUGCUUGGCCUUUUCAUCUUUGUAGUAUGUGGGUCAGCUGUGUUCCAAAUUAUACAGUCCAUCAGAAUGGGCUGAUUGUCACACUGGGCAUUUAAGCAGGUGGUGCGUCAUAUUGAACUUCUGUGCUCUCCUACCCUGAUUGUUGGCUCCUGAAGUGUGAAAUAUUUAGACUCGGACAUAAAUACAGACCAGAUAACGGAUGGCUCUCUCACGGACACUUGACAUUGGUGGCAGAAUGCGCACAUUCAUCUUUAUUCCUUUCCAUUUAAUGUUAAGUUAUUUGGGUUAAAAUGUUACUUCAUUACUUUUAAGGGAUUUAUAUUAAAAAUAUUUACUUUGGGAUUUUUGCACUAUUCCUUUGGUAUCCACUAUGUAUAUUUGUAUAUAAGGAAUCUAUAUUUAUAUCAAAAUAAAACCCCUAAAGCAAUUGCAGUGGACUCCAUAGCAUAAAUGAUAGCAAAUUUUACAUGUUGCCAAUAAAGUAAUACAGGGGAA
This is a messenger RNA of Cherax quadricarinatus, 737 nucleotides long. Its product is annotated as stress-associated endoplasmic reticulum protein 2. Gene Ontology annotation, biological process: endoplasmic reticulum unfolded protein response. Gene Ontology annotation, cellular component: endoplasmic reticulum. The record is from RefSeq and is a predicted model, not a curated record. Lineage: Eukaryota; Metazoa; Arthropoda; Malacostraca; Decapoda; Parastacidae.